CGAGUAAUAAGUAUUUUGUCUCCGUCACCAAUAAUAACUCCAGAUUUCCUGCCGUGCAAUGCUACACUUGUCAUGGCUACAUAUUUUCGAAUUUGAAUGAUUUUCUUUCUAUCGCCGUAAAUGUGUAAUACGUUCACCAUUUCCCGGAGCGUAUCGGUAUUGCAUAAUUAUGUUAUUGUCCGUAGUGAUUGAAUUUCUUGCUGGGCCGAGCCCAUUGGCCAUUGGGACCAAUUACGUUUACUCAAACCUUGUUUGCCGCUCAAAGCUUUUGUUGUCAAGAACGCAUUGACCACGGACCGCUGUUUCUGAGUUCCUGCCUGAAAAUUGCACUGAGAACGCUUUAGGUGGGCUUCGAUAAGAGCUUGGAUUUCGUCUUCUGCAAAAGACUCAAUACAAAAUGACGGAGACCCGUAGUGCGAGCGAUGAGGAUUUGAUCGCGAUGGCCCGCUCUCAAGGGCCUGUGGAUGACAGCGGAAAAUAUGGGAAACCACGAACUUUCGAUCCCACUUUUCACGGACCUAUCAAAAAGCGGAGCUGCACUGAUGUCAUUUGUUUGAUUCUGCUUUUGGCGUUUAUUGGCGGAUGGGGUGUGGUGGCGUAUUUUGCUUUUGCGAAUGGAAACUGGGAUCGACUACUUUACCCAACAGAUUCUCGUGGCAGAAUAUGUGGAAGGCAAAACGGGGAUGUCGAUUUGACAAAUCGACCAUAUUUAUUCUAUUUUGACAUUUCGACGUGUCUGGGACCACAAACUUUGUUUCACGGCUGCCGUACACCUUCGGUAUGCGUGACACAAUGCCCAAACAAGACCUUUGUGUGGGAUAAUAUCGAUUUUAAAAACGACCCGGCUGAUCUUAUUUGUCUGGAUGGCGUUGACAAAAUCGCACAGGCUACCAAACCUUCAAGCCAGCGAUGUGCUUCGUAUUACGUCCAAAGUGGGACUAUUGGAGGACGCUGCAUACCAAUUUUGAACGUUCUGCAAUCAUCUGAUAACAGAAACGCCACUCGCCUUGCCGCUGUUCCCGAAUUGCCGGUGCCACAGGCUCAGAUUGCAAAUGGCACAAAAAACCUGUUCGAUGCACGAGCAGUUCUCGAAAAAAUAUUUUACGACUUUAGUGUAUCAUGGUGGAUGAUCUUCAUAGCGUUUGGAAUGACUAUGGUCAUUUCGUUUCUGUGGAUUGUCAUCAUGCGUUGGGUGGCCGGACCCAUGGUGUGGCUGGGAAUGUUGGCAGUGUUGGGUUUAUUGAGCUACGCUGUUUAUUAUUGUUUUACGAGAAUGGCCGCCAUCGAUGCUCUUAGGAAAGGGGAUCCCGGUGGGCAGGCGCCGCUGUUCACAUUGGAUAUAAAUAGCUAUCUGGCUCAAAGAGAAACAUGGAUGGCAUUUGGUAUUAUUUCCGCCAUCGUUUUGGGGAUUUUGGUACUUAUUGCAUUAUUUCUGCGUAAUCGGAUACGAUUGGCGGUGGCAUUACUCGAAGAAGCCAGCAAGAGUGUUUCGACAAUGAUGUGCACUUUAAUGUUUCCCAUACUGCCAUUUAUAUUACAACUGGUAGUUUUUGGAUUUUGGGGACUUUUAGCAGUAUUAAUGUCGUCCGCGGGUGAACAGAAAGGAAUCCUGGUUACCAAAGGUGCUCCUCAAAACACUAGCGCAGAACCAGUUUCCUGCGAUCUGAAACAAAAUUUCGCUUCGAAUGCCACGCAUGAAUGCAUAUUUGGGGAUUAUCAAAGAGACAGCAUGUAUGCGUAUUUGCAACUGUAUAACAUCUUCGGAUUGUUUUGGCUGGGAUUUUUUGUUGUUGGGUUGGGUGAGAUGGCCUUGGCCGGUGCCUUUGCCUCAUUUUAUUUCACGCGGAGAAAAGUAGACGACCUGUCGGCUUUUCCACUUGGAGCAUCAUUUGGACGUUGUUUCCGUUAUCAUCUAGGGUCCAUUGCGUUUGGUUCCCUAAUCAUUGCUGUUGUCCGAUUUAUAAGAUGGAUUUUAGAACAGCUUGACCAAAAACUGAAAAAAUCGGAGCUUGGAAUUGCAAGAUUUUUGUUGAAGUGUUGUGCAUGUUGCUUAUGGUGUUUGGAGAAAUUCCUGAAAUUUAUUAACCGAAAUGCGUAUAUAAUGGUUGCCAUAUACGGAAAAAAUUUCUGCCGUUCUGCUAAGAAUGCUUUUGAAUUGUUAAUGCGGAACAUUUUGAGGGUUGUUGUCCUUGAUAAAGUUACCGAUUUUUUGUUGUUUUUGGGCAAACUUGUGAUUGUCGGAGCUGUGGGAGUCUUUGCAUUCCAUUUCUUUGAUGGCACUUUUGAUCACGCCUUCCCAGCACCGCUUAACAAGCCUUCUCAGUUGAAUUACAUAGCCGUGCCAGUUGCUACCGUCAUCGUUGGAAGCUACUUGAUAGCGUCUGCGUUUUUCGGAGUCUAUGCGAUGGCGGUGGAUACGCUCUUCCUUUGCUUUCUGGAAGAUUUGGAGCGAAAUGACGGCUCAAAGGAAAGGCCUUACUAUAUGUCCAAAAAUUUAAUGAAGAUUUUAGGGAAGAAAAACAAAAAAGCCAAAAAAGAGAACAUCAAAACUACUGCUGCCUGAUUUAAAAAAUCAUGACUUUCCAUGUGCAUAGCCAAUCCUUGGAUCUCUCUGCCGAUUGUUGUUGUGAUUACACCAUGUUCCUCUAUAUUUACCGUUUAGCAUGACCUUUACUUUGUUCUUGUUUGCUUGACUCUGUUGAACUAGUGCGUUGUUGUCUGUUUUUUUUUUCACUUUUGUAAUAUUUGUAACAUAAGGUACCACGUGAUAUUUUGAUGGCUCGGAAAUUUCUGGACAACUGCUGUUCUGUAUUGCAGAGCAAAAAUAUAACAAAUAAUUACCUGAAAUAAUUG
Molecule: messenger RNA, 2853 nt
Organism: Paramacrobiotus metropolitanus
Lineage: Eukaryota; Metazoa; Tardigrada; Eutardigrada; Parachela; Macrobiotidae
Product: choline transporter-like protein 2
Exons: 22
Coding region: 398-2563 (721 amino acids)
Biological process (GO): transmembrane transport
Cellular component (GO): membrane
Molecular function (GO): transmembrane transporter activity
Source: RefSeq, a predicted model, not a curated record